Danaus plexippus (monarch butterfly) is the source of this 2624-nucleotide messenger RNA. RefSeq names its product RNA polymerase I-specific transcription initiation factor RRN3 (gene Tif-IA). NCBI's taxonomy places the organism in Eukaryota, Metazoa, Arthropoda, Insecta, Lepidoptera, Nymphalidae. Bases 467 to 2137 code for a protein of 556 amino acids. Gene Ontology annotation, biological process: transcription initiation at RNA polymerase I promoter. The transcript is spliced from 7 exons. Gene Ontology annotation, cellular component: nucleus. Gene Ontology annotation, molecular function: RNA polymerase I general transcription initiation factor activity; RNA polymerase I core binding. The record is from RefSeq and is a predicted model, not a curated record.
AAAUUGAAAUCUGACAAAAUAUAAGUUGCGCACAUUAAGUUGUGCACGUGUUCUGUUUUGAUCUCAGUUUAAUUCUCUUGUUUCAAUCUCUUUUUGAAUAAAUUUAAUUUCUAGUCUGUAACCAUUUCUUAGAAACUGAUUUUCGCCUAAACGGGAGUGCAAUGUAAAAUUUUAAAGUACAACGUGAGAUGUCCAAAGAAGUUUAUAGUACCGAAAAGAAAGAAGGCGAUAGUAAAGUGGUCUUGGAAAGAUUGCAAACGUAUUUAAAAGAUAAAAGAAAUAUAGAAGUCUCAGAAUCCAGUAUAAGUUUCAGUAAACCUAGCACCAGUUUUGAGCAAACUCAUACUGCUUACGACGACAGUAGCAACGUAUUACGAGAAGUUUUGAACAUUAAAAAGGCUGAAUUGCUUCGUCAGCCAGAGAUUAUAGCCUUUUUGAAAACCCUUUCCACCGAUUUAAAGAAAUAAUGGCGUUAGCAGCUCAAAAAAGCGUCGCAUCUUUGAUGCGAAAAACUUUAGACCGGCAGGCUGCUCUGGCACGAGUGAAGUUCAGCUUUAAAAAGAAGCAAGUAGAACAAAUACUCCUAAGCUAUGUAAGAGAUGGAAAUCCGGAGCAAUUCAAUGAGCUUGUAAAGGUCUUGAGGGAUUGUCCUUUAAAUGAUAAUAACUUUAGAAUACUUUUCGAAGAUAGCUUAUCUUGUGUAGUUUUACUUGGACGAGAGCUUAAACCUUUCGUGGAUGCUCUUUGUGGUAUAGAAUGGGCUAGUAGGGAAGAAGAAUUGGUUGAAAUGUAUAGCAGAUUUGUGCUCAGUCUUGUUACAGCACAUACUUAUCAUUAUUCAAGAAUAAUGGCUUCGCUCAUUAAGUUAUUUAAACCUGAUGGUGAAAAUUGGCAGGACAGUCCAUCUCCAGAGAUGGUUUCCCAGUGGUCGAACAUUCACACAAUCAUCGCCCAGAUAGUCGCAGUGAUGCCUCUAACCAGUGAUCUCCUGAUGCAAACCAUUAUAGAUAACUUUCCAUACUACAAGGCUGGUUGUUUUCAAAAUAGAGCUUACAUUCACAAUCUUAUAUGGAUCAGCAAAUACAUACCGUCGCUAACGGAACAGAUCAUGACCGUUAUUGUGAGCAAAAUGGUAGACCUGGAUGCCAAUGUUGUUGAUCGGGAUAAAAACAAGCAAGAGACAAUUUUUGAUAUGGAAAUAGACGGCAAGGAUGAAGUCAGUGAGACACUAGACUACUGUAUGUUAGAAAUACUGAAAUGGCUUGAGGAUGAACGGGAUCCAGUGCUUAACAUAUUCUGUAAUGUUUUUGAGAGAGUCGUACUACCGACACAUGGUAUCAGACACGUACAAUUCUUAAUUCUGUACACCAUAUCAAUAAAUCAGCAAUGCGCGGAUCGAAUAUUCACAAACUUGUGGCUAGUUGCGGCCGGUUUGCACGGUCUAGGUCCUGGGGCAUUGGCAACCAGGAGAACUGCUGCCAGUCAUUUGGCUGGUCUGCUCGCACGAUGUGUAAGGGUGCCAAAUUCCAGACUUAUCCAGUAUCUGAGACUCAUGGCUGAUUGGUGUCAUUCAUAUCUGACAGCGACACAGGAGUCAACGGUGGCCGACAACACCAAAGUGCACGGUGCCUUCCAUGCCAUAUGCCAUGCUAUAUUCUAUCUAGUGGCAUUUAAAAAUCAUCAUCUAUUUGUCAAUAAAGAAAGCAUAAACUUUGUGGAAUCCCUGAAUCUGCCGCGUUUGGUGACAUGCAACCUAAACCCCCUUCGGACCUGUCCACCACAAGUGACUCGAGCCUUCUCGUCUGUGACCCGUUCGCACCAAGUUGUUUACUGUCAGGCUAUCAUAGAGAAGAAUACGAGAUCGACUCUUCAAAACGCGGUUCAGAAGUAUGAUGAAUGGUUUCCAUACGAUCCUUAUACAUUACCAAUAUCUGGUAAAAUAAUCUGGCCGCUGUGUAUGGAAUACAAGGACAUGUUCAAAGACAGCGACAAUGAGACCCAGUACACGAGUUUAAAACGUAAACUAGAAGCCGAAGACGAUGAUUACUUGAUGCCCAGCGCAUCUCAGAGACUAGCUAGCUCCUUGUCGAACUGUAUAUCGCCCGGAUUUAAAACCAGUGAAAGCAUACUUAUAUAGUGACGUUACGGUUGUGCCGAAUCUUGAAUUCCAUUUUUAUAUCCAGUACUUUGGCCGAUAAUUUAAAAUAAUGUUACAUAUAAGUGCAAUUCAUAUAUACUCUGUGGAAUGUCAAGCUCAUUAAAAAUGUUUUAUCGUAAAUUAAAUAUCUACAGAUAUAAAUAUAUAUCUAUUGUUUAAAAACUAUAUAUGUAUAUAUAUAUAUAUAUAUAUAAAACAUUUUUCUUAAUGGCAAUAAAUAAUACAGAUUUAUAAUUUAAAAAAAGAAUACAUUUAUUUUAAAGAACGAAACGUGAUACUGUUUCCGCCUUCAAGAUGUACAUCAAAACGUGUUUUUGAUGAUUUAUAAAUAUUUUUAAGUUUUUAUAAAUACAUAGAAGCUACCAUGAGUAAGAUUUAACACAUAUGUAACUGAUUAGUAUUGUUAUUAAUUAUUACAUUAUUGUACCACGCUAUACUGUUAGGAAAUAAAACGAUAUUAUUUAUU